AUGGCUGUUUCUUGCAACGGAGCCAGCGUCGAGGUCCCGGCGCAUGACGAGGUCAUAUCCACCCCGGACCAAUACCGUAGGACUAUAACGCCUCCCAAGAUAAUGAGCAGUACCGCCCAUGAAACGACAUCGGGUCUUACAGAGGAAUUUGAUAGAGAUUCUGGUUACGAAUCUCCACCAGGCCAGGAAAAAAAUGGCUCAAAUAUUGCCGGAAAAUUACAGCAAAUUACACUGCCUUUUAUGCAGAGGGCUGUUAUCACGCCUGAGAUGGGUGAAGAACUCAACAUGGUCCUCCGAAAGAUCAUCGUACGUGAUCCCGCUCCAGGCGAGGUCGUCGUUCGUAUCUACUACACGGGAAUCUGCCGCAGUGACGCAUGCUUCUCGGUCGGCCCUGGUCCGGGCUAUCCCAAACAUAACCACGUUUCUGGCCACGAAGGUAUAGGUGCUGUGGUCAAAUCGCACGACCCCUCUCUCAUCGGUCAUACCGUCGGGAUACGCUACCUAGGUUCCACCUGUGGAUCCUGCACAUAUUGCCUCCGCGGCCUUCCUACUUCAUGUCCCUCCCAACUCAACACACCCAAGCAGAUUGCCGGCACAUUCCAGGAAUACGCUACCGUUCCAGCCAGCUGCGUCGUACGGUUACCAGAGGCGAUCUGGAACGGAAAGAUUGAUCCUGCGCUCUGCGCCACCGCUCUAUGCUCUGGGUCAACUGCGUUAACGUCCCUGAGAGCAGCUAAGGUGCGCCCGGGGGAUGUAGUCAUCGUCGCCGGGAUUGGGGGUGCCAUUGGACAUAUGACCGGGGCGAUUGCGAAGCAGGUUCUCCGAGCGAGGGUAAUCGGAAUCGAUAUCAAGGCGAAGAUCAACAAGUUGCUGUUGAAAGACCAUGCCCAGUAUAGCGACUUUGCCCUUAGCGCCCCUGAAGCGCAUGAUGGUGAUGCUUGGUUGAAUUUUCACGGUGCGCUACUUCGGGCCUGUGAGGAACUACGAGGUUCCUGUGGCCUGACGCGCGCGGCUGAGGCUGUCAUUGUAUCGAGCAGCUCGUUUUCUGCGUUUUGGAGAUUGGAUGAUUAUGUCUGCGAUGGUGGCAGGAUUGUUUGCGUUGGUGUACCCGAAGGCGAGAACGUCCUGGCCAUUCCACUACGGUCUGUUGUGGAACGCAAUUUGCACUUGUCGGGGAAUUUGAUGGGUGGGCAUCGGGAGGCGCUUGAGGUAGUAGAAUACAUUCUAUCGGGCCAAAUAAAGCCUCAAAUUACUAUAGCUGCAUUGGAAGAUAUUCCAGCACAGAUGCAAAGCAUAGUCGAUUGCGAAACGAUAGGCAAGGUUGUGGUGUCCAUCUGA
Penicillium concentricum is the source of this 1338-nucleotide messenger RNA. RefSeq lists its product as uncharacterized. The record is from RefSeq and is a predicted model, not a curated record. The transcript has 3 exons. Lineage: Eukaryota; Fungi; Ascomycota; Eurotiomycetes; Eurotiales; Aspergillaceae. The coding region runs from base 1 to 1338 and encodes 445 amino acids.